Messenger RNA from Vicugna pacos (alpaca), 7093 nucleotides. It is a transcript of the gene MPL, whose product is annotated as MPL proto-oncogene, thrombopoietin receptor. Gene Ontology annotation, molecular function: protein binding; cytokine receptor activity. The record is from RefSeq and is a predicted model, not a curated record. Gene Ontology annotation, cellular component: external side of plasma membrane; membrane. Lineage: Eukaryota; Metazoa; Chordata; Mammalia; Artiodactyla; Camelidae. Gene Ontology annotation, biological process: cytokine-mediated signaling pathway.
AAGUGCUUGUUACAUGACAGCCUAGUGAGCACUCAGGAGCGGCUGCCAUUCCUGCCCAUACGACACCCUUCCACAGCAGUGAGCACAGACAUGCACACAGGCUCACUCUCCUUUUGGUACACGGUCGAAAAUGUAACCCCCAUCUCCCUCCCACCCAAAGGCCUGUAUCCUCUCUUUCAAAUUCCUCCUACCCUCCCACCCACUCCCAUGCCCCCUCCCCUGGCCCCCGGCCCCAGUGUGGUCUGGAUGGGCCCCACGGGGCAGGGACAGGGACAGGACGUGGGGCUGUAUCUGACAGGAACCUGAGGGGCUGGCCCGGGAGGGGAUUGGGGCCCGGCUUCCUGAAGGGAGGAUGGGCUAAGGCAGGCGCACAGUGCCGGAGAAGAUGCCCUCCUGGGCCCUCUUGGUGGUCACCUCCUGCCUCCUUCCUGCCCCCCAAAACCUGGCACAAGUCACCAGCCAAGAUGCCUCCUUGCUGGCCUCGGACUCAGAGCCCUUGAAAUGUUUCUCCCGAACGUUUGAGGACCUCACUUGCUUCUGGGACGAGGAAGAGGCAGCGCCCGGUGGAACGUAUCAGCUGCUGUACGCCUACGCAGGGGAGAAGCCCCGUGCCUGCCCCCUGAGUUCCCAGAGUGUGCUGCCCUCUGGAACCCGAUACGUGUGCCAGUUUCCAGCCCAGGAUGAAGUUCGCCUCUUCUUUUCACUGCACCUGUGGGUGAAGAACGUGUUUCUGAACCAGAAUCUGACCCAGCGGGUGCUCUCUGUGGAUAGUGUGGGACUGCCAGCUCCCCCCAGUCUCAUCAAGGCCACGGGUGGCAGCCAGCCAGGGGAACUUCAGAUCAGCUGGGAAACCCCAACUCCAGAAAUCAGUGAAUUCCUGAGGCAUGAACUCCGCUAUGGCCCCAAGGAUCCCAGGAACUCCACUGUCAUCCAGCAGCUGUCCACAGAAACCUGCUGUCCAGCUCUGUGGAGACCAAAUCCAGCUCCAGCUCUGGACCAGCCUCCAUGUGCUCAGGCCAUGAUGCCCCAACAGGAUGGACCAGAGCAGACCUCCCCAACUAGAGAAGCUCCGUCUCUGACAGUGAUACGUAAAAGCUGCCUCAUCUCAGGGCUCCAGCCUGGUAACUCCUACUGGAUCCAACUGCGCAGCCAACCUGAUGGGGUCUCCUUCCGUGGUUCCUGGGGAUCCUGGUCCCUCCCUGUGACUGUGGCCCUGCCUGGGGAUGCAGUGGAAAUUGGACUGCAGUGCUUUACCUUGGACCUGAAGAAUGUUACCUGUCAGUGGCAGCAAUGGGACCAUGCUAGCUCCCAAGGCUUCUUCUACCACAGCAGGGCACGGUGCUGUCCCAGAGACAGGGACCCCAUCUGGGAGAAGUGUGAAGAGGAGGAGAAAAUUCCAGGAUCACAGCCCUCCCGGUUCUCCCGCUGCCACUUCAAGUCACGAAAUGACAGUGUCAUUCACAUCCUUGUGGAGGUGACCACAGCCCAGGGUGCUGUUCACAGCUACCUGGGCUCCCCUUUCUGGAUCCACCAGGCUGUGCUCAUUCCCACUCCAAAUUUGCACUGGAGGGAGGUCUCUAGCGGGCAGCUGGAAUUGGAAUGGCAGCAUCCAUCGUCCUGGGCAGCCCAAGAGACCUGCUAUCAGCUUCGAUACUCAGGAGAAGGCCAUCAGGACUGGAAGGUGCUGGAGACGGCUCUCGGGGCCCAGGGAGAGACCCUGGAGCUGCGCCCACGCUCUCGCUACCGUGUACAGCUGCGCGCCAGGCUCCACGGCUCCACCUUCCGAGGUCCCUGGAGCCCCUGGUCAGACCCAGCGUGGGUGGAGACCUCGUCUGAGACCGCCUGGAUCUCCUUGGUGACCUCUCUGCUCUUGGUGCUGGGCCUCAGCGCCCUCUUGGGCGUGCUGCUGCUGAGGUGGCAGUUUCCUGAGCACUACAGGAGCCUGAGGCAUGCCCUGUGGCCCUCACUUCCAGACCUGCACCGGGUCCUCGGCCAGUACCUUAGGGAUACUGCUGGCCUGAAUCCGCCCAAGGCUGCAGUCUCAGAUGCCUAUGAGGAAGUGGAACCCAGCCUCCUUGAAAUUCUACCUAAGACCUCAGAGAAGACUCCCUUGCCCCUAUGUUCCUCCCAAACCCAGAUGGACUACAGAGGAUUGCAGCCUUCUUGCCUGGGGACCAUGCCCCUGUCUGUGUGCCCACCUGUGGCUGAGCUGGGGUCCUACUGCACUACUCACAUCGCCAACCAUUCCUACUUACCUCUCAGCUGUUGGCAGGCCCCUCGGUCCCAGUACCCUGGACAGAUCCAAACCCUCUAGAGCUUCCUUCUAAACUUCCCUACCCAUCCUAUCUCAACAACACAACCAUCUCAGACUCCACUUCCCUCCCCCUUGUCUAUCCUCCUAGCUGGGUUUUGUAACACUGAUCUUUCGGUACUGCCACUGACAUAGAUCCAGGACCUUCUCUCCUCAGGCAAGGUUCAUUUGACUAAGAUCCUAUAACUUUCACCUCCUUUCUCUCUCCUCUUUAAUGCCAAACUCCCUGAAAAGAAGGCUCCAUUUCCCUAUUCCCAUUUGCUCCUCAGACUACUUCAAUUAAUCCCUCCCACUAUCACUCUGCUAAUGAGACUCAGACUUUCUAACUGCAAGAUCCAAUAGAGAAAAAAAAAGAUCCAAUUGGAUCUUGUUAAUCCUCAAUUUAUUUGAUCUCUCUGUUGGCAUUUGUCAUGGUGACUACCCAUUUCUCCUUUAAAUUCUCUCCUACCAUAGCUCGCAUAAUUACUCUCUCUCCUGGCUCUGCUCAGGUCUCUCUAAGUAUAUUAGUAAUCAAGAACAUAAAUUCUGGAGUCAGAGCUGGGUUCAAUUCCUGUCUUUCCCACUUGCUAUUUGUGCAAUCUUGGACAAAUAACCUAAAGUCUUCGAGUCUUAAUUUUCUCAUCUAUAAAGCAAGGGUAAUAAUAGAACCCCAUAGGGUUGUGAAGAGCAUUUAGUGAGGUAAUCUGAGUAAAGCAUGUUGCCUAGGAAUGUGUUGUGUUUGAUAUAUCUAAAUAAUCAUAAUUAUUCCUUCCUAAUCUCUUAACCUUGAGUCUCUUCCCCUUUUAAUUAUUGCAUUCCCUCAAGAGUCCAUUCGUAACAGUUUCCAAUCCCAUCUACUCUCAUUGUUUUCCUCUCUACUGACCAUUCCAAAGUUCUUAUCUCCAGCCCAGACUUCUGUUACAGUACCUGUGAUCCUUUAUGCAAGUAACCAUUUACAUAUCUGUUUUCUGUUACUAGAUUGUGAGCUCCUUGAGGGCAAAGGCUGUGAUUUAUUUGUCUUCUCCCCUCCCCAACACUUACCCCCAGCACCUAGAGUAGUGUUUGGUGCGUGGUAGGCCUUCAAUAAAUGUUUUCUCAAUGAAGGAAAUCUUUCUGGACAAUGCCACCUUAACCCCAGGCCGACCUCCCUCAUCUUUUAUGCCAUUCAUAUGCAGUGGUAAAUGCACUUAGGCCGUUCUGGUUAUGAAUUCCCCUGACCCAUUCAAAUUCUCAAACCAGUGGUAUUUUCUGCUGACUCCAGACAUACUCACUGUAUCAGUCAGGAUCUUGGCAUAGAUGAUAUAUUCAGUCUGGGUAUCUUGAUGAGAGUUUAAUAAACGGCAUAUUUAUAAAGAUAUGGCAGGAGUUAGGAAAACCAUCAAGAAAUAGUGCAGUAUCCCAGGGCUAACAACAGCUGGGAGUUGGUCCCCUCCCCACCCUCCCCACCACUAGGCAUCAAGGGGUAAGAUGACAGAGUGGUUAUGAGCUCCGAGAUCCGAGAUUCAGAGACAGUAGCUAGAGAGGGCUGCCUGGCAGGAGUUGUGGCAGAGCCACAGCCAACCUGUGGGGACAUGGUAGGGACUGAGCCAGGGGAAUAAAAAGCUCACGCCUGUUCUACCCCACCCUCUGAUCUCCUCUGUAUUAGUUUUCUAGCACUGCCGUAACAAAGUACCACAAACUUGGCGGCUUAAACAACAGACAUUUAUUUUCUCACAGUUCUGGAGGCUAGAAAUUCAAGGUAUCAGCAGGGAUGGUUCCUUCUGAGAGUUAUAAGGAAGACUCUGUUCCAUGCCUCUCCCCUAGCUUCUAGGGGUCUCCUGGCAAUCUUUGGUGUUUCUUGGCUUGUAGAAGCAUCACCUCCAUCUCUGCCUUCAUCAUCACGUGGCGUUCUCCCUGUAUGUGUCUGUGUCCAAAUUUCUCCAUUUUACAAGAACAUCUAGCAUUUUGGAUGAGGGCCCACCCAAAUGACUUCAUCUUAACUAAUUAUAUCUGGAGUGACCCUAUUUCCAAAUAAGGUCACAAUCUGAAGUACUGGGACUUAAGUAGGCAACAUAUAAAUUGGCAGGGGGUGGGACACAAUUUAACACAUAACAUCCUCCCAUUGGUGGAAUACAAAUAGAAACCCAAGCCCAAGGGAAUCCUUUGAUGCAGGUCAUAUAUGUCAGCCUCACUGGGCCCAGGGCAGAGUAGAGAAGGAUGAAGAGUAGGUCUGGAUGGGACAAAUGGAUGACAUCCAGUAUACUCACUUCCCAUAAUUCCUUCCCCCAGCCAUGUCCAAGGCUCCGACUCUGUCCCUAGGGACUCAAAACUAAGGUUGAGAUCCAAACCACUGAACCUCUCGCCUCUUCACCCAUUCAGCCAUCAUGACCACUUUUACGUCCUGAAUUCUGCCUCCUCUUCUCCAUCUCACCUGAGCUAUUACUACAGCCUCUACCUAAUAUCUCUGCCUCCAGUCUCUCUCCUUAAAUCCAAUCUGUACGUUGCCUCCAAAUUGAUCUUCCUAUUCAUCUCUCUCCUUGCCCACUUCUUACCUCUAAAUCUUUAGCUUGACUCUUCAGAACCUGAUCUCUUUCUCUUCCACUAUUUCCCUAGCGUGAGGAUUAAAAGUAUCAACACAAUGCCAAGCACAUAGUAAAUACUCAGUGUUUACUGAGAUAUUUUUAUUAUUAUCUCAACUGGGCUGUUCCACUCCCCGAAUAUCACCUAUAUUUUAUUCCUGCCAUGCCCUUUGCUAACCUGGAUUUAGGUCCUUUAGGUGGGAGUUUCCCCAUCGACACUGUUCCUCAGCCUCUAAUUAUCUCUAAGUCCUUGUUCUCCUUCCCUCCAGCCUAAGAGGAAGUGACCUUUCUUUCCUAGACUGAAAAAGCUCCCUGUGUUUUCUAUCCCCUUUCUUCCUGGGCAAGGUAUCCAGACAUCUGGUUCUACCAGCUGGCCCUUGCCCAUCCUCUUCCAUCUCCCCUGGCCCUUUUGCCUUCACCUUCAAACACGCAUAGGCGUCUUGGUGCUGGCAUUCCCUUGAGCUCCCAUGCACUGCCCUCUUUCUCACUCCCGUAUUUCUCACACAAGUAGCCCGUGCUUGCUGCCUCCACAUUCUCCCUGCCCUUCUUUCUGUAACCCCUUCCAAAUAGAACAGGAGCACCUUCACCUCUCUCCAAGUUCACUGAUAAUUUGCUUCUCAAUCACCAGCUCUGACCUUUUCUGUCAUCAUCCUACUUGAUCGUUUUGUAUCAUAUUAGAAUUCCUUCCCCUUCAAGGUCCAGAUCAAUAGAAACUCCAAUGGCUUCUUUCAUUCUUUUUUUUUUUUUUUUUUUUUUGGCGGGAAGAGAGAGGUAAUUAGCUUUAUUUCUUUAUUUUUAGAGGAGGUACUGGGGAUUGAAACCAGGACCUCAUGCAUGCUAAGCAUGCCUUCUACAGCUUGAGCUAUACCCUCCCCCUCAUUCCUUUAUUUUUAAAUGUACGAAUUCCCUGAGGUUGUACGCAUAUUUACCCUAUUCUUUUUCUCUACAGCUACCCUUACUCCAGAAGCUGCAAAUUUCUGUCCAUGUCCUGCCCUCAGAAAUGUUUUGUUUGGCCCUUCCCUGCACAGAAACUCUCACUGAUUCCACAAUCCUGGCAGAUUAAGUCUAAACUUAGCUUUAACUUUUAAGGCCCUGACCAGUCUGACUGCUUUCUGUGUUCUCUGACAUUCAGGGACUCCCUAUUUCCAGCCCAGGACAGCUAACUCCUUGUUUUCCAAGGUAACUGGAAAUAGACAACAUGAAUGCUUCAAAAUAAAAAAUAAUAUAAUAUAACAAUAUUAAGUUUGCAUUAAGAGCCCCAGAUUUUUCUCUGUCAUCAUCAGAGUCGAUCUUAACCUAAUGAUUGAAAACAUGAUUUUUCUAGCCUCUCUCUAGGACAGUAUAGCAUAUGGUUAGGUUGCUGGGGUUAGUGAGAUAGUUUGGCUUCACUGCUUAUUAUUAUUGGCUAUGUGCCUUUGGGCAAGUUUCUAACCUUUCCUUGACCCAUUUUUUGUAAAAAGAGGAUAAGCAUCUGCUUUAUAAGAUUAAGGGUUAAACACAGUAAUGUAUGUAAAUUGUUUAAACACAGUAGUUAGCAGAUGGCCAAAGAAUGGUACCCAUUAUUUUAUAUUAUUGCUACUUCACCUCUAAGCAUAUUACACAAUUCACUUAAGUCAUUAUUAGAGCAUGGACUGAAUGGGAGUCAGACCUGGAUUCCAUGGGACCUCAGGCAAAUCCCUUCCUGGGCCUCGGCUUCUUCAGCCAAAAAUAUGGGUAUGUUGCUGUGAUAGGGAGGGCGCACCACGUGCAGAUUAAACUAGUGAAGCUCUAAAAUCCCUGACACUGCUAAAGCCUCAUGGAGGUAAGCCAGUUUCCCCUCACAGGGCACCCCAAUCUUAUCUCCCAGAUAGGCAAGUCUGAAUCCUGAUUCUUUUUCUGGACCAAAGGAUUCACCCCUCUUUCAGCCUCAUUUUACUUGUUUGUAAAGCAAUAACAAAACAGUUUUUAAAAACAAACACGUGCUACUUCCGUCCUAGCAGUAUUCCUGCUGGUACUAAACAGUGGAUGCUCUGGCCUUGUUUCUGCUCCCAAGCUUUUCCGUCUACUCCUUUCCCCGCAGCCCCCUCCUCGCUCCACUCUAGCCCGCCAGCGGCCGCCUGCUGCCUGUAACCUUCUCUAAACACCUGAAGUGCUUUAGGUCAUUCCACCGAGUCCUGCACUAUGCAUCGUAAAUACGAUCCACAGGCUGGGUUUAAAUAUGAAGGGCGGGUGCGGGGAAGCUGCGGAAUGAAUGGAAGCGACUGGG